Porites lobata is the source of this 3783-nucleotide messenger RNA. The record is from the annotation of a GenBank genome assembly. NCBI's taxonomy places the organism in Eukaryota, Metazoa, Cnidaria, Anthozoa, Scleractinia, Poritidae.
AACAAAUUGAUCAAACAUCGAAAUUUACAUUUUGCAUUUCAAUGACAUGCUUUGUUUUUGUUGAGCACAAUAUUUUUUAUACGCUUCAUCGAGCUCAGAUCGCCAUGUUUUGCUGCUGCAUCUAAAUUAAACGCGUUCUUUGGUUGUGUAUUUAUUGAGAAUACACUCAAGCAUUAGUAUGCAAAUCGUUUCAGAAGAAGGAUCGUUCAAGAACGCAGAUGGAAAGAAAAUUUUUACCAAAUAUUGGAAACCAAGCGACAAGAAACCCAGGUGAGCAUUAUCAGUAGUUUAUUUCUUGAAGUUCAAAUCACGCUCUUCAAAAAUGACGGCUAACACAGCUGAAUUAGCGCAAAAUCGACCUUUACAAUUCUUUUUGUCGCCAAAAGAAGUGUAUUUUGCUUUGCUGCAUUCAAAAGUGCAUCGACCUGGCUAAAUGAUUAAUCAAGUUAUUUUUAUUAUAAGCAUUAUAAUAGAAAGGUUUAUGCUAAUGAAGAGUCAGAGCGAUGGAAUGAAAUCAAACGAGCAAAGUAAAGUCAACUUGAAAAAGUCAUUUAAACGAGUGAAAAUUAAAAAAGCACAUUUAAACAAUUGAAAAUCGCCCGUCGCAAACUGAUGGGCAGCUCAAUUUUUUCUUAUCUCGCCUUAACUUGCAUCAGCUCGAACAAUCUCGCAGCGAGUUAAGGUUCCAGAGUAGGCCGUUGACUUUGUGCUGGAGUGUUAAGCCGGGCCCUGGUUUCCAUAUGAUCUGAGGAUCGGUACAAUCGUUGAAAAAAAUUCAGCGAACUGAAUGAUAGCAUCUAUCUAUUAUUACUUUCAAUAGCGAAAUCAGUUAGUCGGUAGGUGGUGAGCAAAAAUAUGGUCAUCCGAAGAAUACGAAAAUUGAAGAAAAUAAACUAAACCUUCGUAUUAAAAGAAAUUUUAAUUGUAAUACAUCAUGCAGUUAAUUAAUCAUUUGCUGUGCUCGGAAGGAUUCUUAAUGAUUCAUAGCACAAAAACUGAAAGUCUCUUGAUCAUCGGAUAACACAAAUAACAACAGAUUUUCGUGGUUAUUUCCUCGAUAGAGCAUUGGUCUUUAUCUCCCAUGGAUAUGGAGAGCAUUGUUCACGAUACGAGAGGCUUGGACAUGCUUUAGCUGAACAAGGCUACCUCGCCUUCAGUCAAGAUCACGGUAUGUCCCACCCCAGCCGCGUUUAAUCUUUUCCGUGAUCCAGUAACUGCAUCUAAUCAUACUUUCUCGGGAAGAGUCGGGGGGGUGGGGGUGAGGGUGAUAAACGUGUAUUGCAGAACCUUGUGAGCUCGGGGAGGUGGCCCUUUAAAAUGUUAGGGAUUGGAGGGAGGGAUAAAGAUAGAGUAGAAAACUGGACCAUUAUUUUUGGAAUUCAAUUUAUGAUGUUAUGGGCACCUGGCGAAUACAAAGAAAGACAGGAAAUAGUGUGAUAUAACCCUUCAAGAGCUAAUUUUUGACAAUAAAUCUUUCUGUUAGUUGGUCAUGGUUAGAGUGAAGGAGAAAGAGUUCAAAUAUCAGAUUUUUCCAUUUACGUCAGAGAUGUUUUUAAACACAUUGACCAAGUCACAGCAGACAACAACACAGGCAUACCAAUAUUUAUGUUUGGCCACUCAAUGGUAUGUAAUGUUAUAAAAACGUUAUUGGAACUCUGUCCCUUUUUUUCGUUUUUGUUUGUUUGUUUGUUUGUUUGUUUGUUUUUUGUUUUGUAUUUGUUUUUAGGUUCUCGGGUCCCCUAACCGAGUCGAUCACAGGAGUACAAGUAUAUGUUAAUUACGAUAAAGACCCCAAGCCCAUCAUGCUUUGCGGUUGUUUCGUAAUGUUGCGCUCUUGCCGGUUUGUUUUGGUAACAUAGAUAGCCUGUGAAUUUCAGGUUUUCUUCUUAUUAAUUCUUUUCAAGUCUGGCUUCAAUGCACUCAAAUCACAUAUUACGAAAACACAAAUACAGUCGAACCUCCAUAUGCGAUCACCUCUCGUAAAAGACCACCAUCCGUAAGCGACCGCGUUAGCGUGGGGCUCAGUAGCGGUUUAAAGACUUCCCAUUGUUUUUAACCUCUUAAAAAGCGACCACUUAACGGUUUGUCUGAUCCCUUUUGUUCGCUGUGUUUAAUCAAUGCUACUCAGAGUAUACGAAGAAAAGUACCAACAUGGAACUGAGAAAGAAAUCGGUGCAAUCUAUUUUAUCUGCUUUAAAGUAUAUGUGCCCGGAAAUCUAAUCCAAGAAAGUGUCGUAAGCGACCAACCUCCUGUAAAUGGCCCCAAAGUCUCAACCUUUACAGUGGUUUGCUUGCGGAAGGUUUGACUGUACCCGUGAAAAGUUCAUGUUAUGAUAUUAUUAAUAUUAUGCAUUAUUCUUUAAAGGGUGGUACAAUAGCUGUUCUUAGUGUUAUUUAGAGACCUUAUUUCUUUGCGGGUGCAAUUUUUAGUGCACCAAGCAUAAAAGUGGAAGCCAAUCCUUGCACGGUAAAUUAUUGUUCCACUUGCUACAAAUAGUAAACGAAAACACAAUGCAAAGACUGUUUCUCUUUUCUUAGGGUACCGUCAAUGCAAAAACAGGAUACAACAAACCCAAAACAGAAAAACACUACCAGAAAACAGAAAUACAAAUCCCAAAACAGAAAAACACUACGUACCUGAGAAAACAGAAACAUAAACAUCCCAAAGCGGAAACACAUACAAAACAAAAAUACAAAAUUGAACCACAAAACUGAAAGAGAAUUUAAAAAUACAAACUAUGAUCAAAAACCCCAAAACAGAAACAAGGAAAUAAUGUAAAACAAUAGUUUCUCAUGAUUCAUCGUCUUUUAAUUAUCUUAACGCGCGAUCCAGCGUUUUUUUUUUUAGGGAGGGCAUGAUCACAGGCUAUAAUAGACCAUUCCGAGUUCCAAAAACUCUCACUUUAAAACUGAGGCUGAAAGUAAGGUAAAACGGGCAACAAAUAGCUGCAGAACGAGUCCGAAAGUGAUGUUGCGCGUUUUAUUACCCGCAAAUCAAACCUGUCUUGUAGCAAAUAAGAUUCAGUGUUGCAAGUUGCGGGAAUACUGACUCCUGAUUGGAUAAAAUUACGCGGGAGUCACGCCAUACACAGGAGUUACAAAGUUCUAGUGGUGGAGGGAAGGGAAUAUGAUGAUUAUUUUAAUAGGAGAUUAUUUUAUCACGAGUCAAGUUUUAAAACCUUGUCUUCUAGGGGGAGGUGCGAAAUUAAUACAGUAGUGAUUGUUCCAUAUCAUAAAAACGCAAAAAAAAAACAAACAAAACGAACUUGGCCAAUAUUCAGCUAUCUGGACCUCACGCUUGGUUAAAAGAGACCUUUAGAUUCGAGGACGAGAACUACUAGGAGUACGACUUUCGCUCUUCUUAAAAAGAAAAAUAGACACCCGGAAAGCUCCAUUGUACUUUUGAUUCACCAGAAGAGUUAGCACUGUUACUUAUUCAGGGAGUUUAAGCCCUCUCCCAACCGAAAAUUAUAAAACUUAGCUUGUAACAUUUGAUAACUUGUUUUCGUCACAACGACAUUCUCGGCAAAACUCGUAGUAGAAUGACGACGGCUAUCACGUUUUCCCGCCAAAAUGACGCUGGUUCAUGCGCGCGCACUGCUUAGCAUUAAGAAAAUCUCGUAUUUGUAGUCGUCCUCGUCUUAAAAACUAAAGGUCUCAAAUAACGUAUAUAACGCAUGUAUCUUAUAGGUUUGUAUAGGAAGAAUAGUGUCAUGGAUAAUGCCCUCGUACCAGAUCAGGCCACCGAUUGAUCCUUCACUCUUAAGCCAGGAUCCUACACAG